Molecule: messenger RNA, 1821 nt
Organism: Enhydra lutris kenyoni (northern sea otter)
Lineage: Eukaryota; Metazoa; Chordata; Mammalia; Carnivora; Mustelidae
Gene: KCNJ2
Product: potassium voltage-gated channel subfamily J member 2
Exons: 2
Coding region: 335-1618 (427 amino acids)
Biological process (GO): potassium ion import across plasma membrane; regulation of monoatomic ion transmembrane transport
Cellular component (GO): plasma membrane
Molecular function (GO): inward rectifier potassium channel activity
Source: RefSeq, a predicted model, not a curated record
CUGGGUCUUGGGGAUUCUGGUUUGCUUUGGCUCAUUCGCUUUUACAAACUACUGGAUCUUACAUGCCUCUGUACCCCCCACUUCCACUUCAUGUCCCCAUGCUCCUGCGCCAGCAACAGGACAUGUACUCUGGAUGUCAGCUGAGUUACUGAGGUAGCUUUGCAUGUCCGUAGACAGACCUUGGUAGACCCUCAAGGCUCCUGGAAACCCCCAUCUCUCCUUCUUCUUUUUUGUGUGUGACCUCACUGAACAUUCAAAACUGUUUCUCCAAAGGGUUUUGCAAAAACUCAGACUGUUUUCCAAAGCAGAAGCACUGGCGUCCACAGCAGAAGCGAUGGGCAGUGUGCGAACCAACCGCUAUAGCAUUGUCUCUUCAGAAGAAGACGGAAUGAAGUUGGCCACCAUGGCGGUUGCAAAUGGCUUUGGGAACGGGAAGAGCAAAGUCCACACCCGACAACAGUGCAGGAGCCGCUUUGUGAAGAAAGAUGGCCACUGUAAUGUUCAGUUCAUCAACGUCGGGGAGAAGGGACAACGGUACCUUGCAGACAUCUUUACCACAUGCGUGGACAUUCGCUGGCGGUGGAUGCUGGUUAUCUUCUGCCUGGCUUUCGUUCUCUCGUGGCUGUUCUUUGGCUGUGUGUUUUGGUUGAUAGCUCUGCUCCAUGGGGAUCUGGAUGCGUCAAAAGAGAGCAAAGCUUGUGUGUCUGAGGUCAACAGCUUCACGGCUGCCUUCCUUUUCUCCAUUGAGACCCAGACAACCAUAGGCUAUGGCUUCAGGUGUGUCACGGACGAGUGCCCGAUUGCUGUCUUCAUGGUGGUGUUCCAGUCAAUUGUGGGCUGCAUCAUUGACGCCUUCAUCAUUGGCGCCGUCAUGGCAAAGAUGGCAAAGCCAAAGAAGAGAAAUGAGACUCUGGUCUUCAGUCACAACGCUGUGAUCGCCAUGAGAGAUGGCAAGCUGUGCUUGAUGUGGCGGGUGGGCAACCUUCGGAAAAGCCACCUGGUGGAAGCUCACGUGAGAGCCCAGCUGCUCAAAUCCAGAAUUACUUCAGAAGGGGAGUACAUCCCCCUGGAUCAAAUAGAUAUCAACGUCGGGUUUGACAGCGGAAUUGACCGCAUAUUUCUGGUGUCUCCGAUCACGAUAGUUCACGAAAUAGAUGAAGACAGUCCUUUAUAUGAUCUGAGUAAACAGGACAUUGACAACGCAGACUUUGAAAUUGUGGUCAUUCUGGAAGGUAUGGUGGAAGCCACUGCCAUGACCACACAAUGCCGGAGCUCCUAUCUGGCAAAUGAAAUCCUCUGGGGCCACCGCUACGAGCCUGUACUCUUUGAGGAGAAGCACUAUUACAAAGUAGACUAUUCAAGGUUCCACAAGACUUAUGAGGUGCCCAACACUCCUCUUUGCAGUGCCAGAGACUUAGCAGAAAAGAAAUAUAUCCUCUCAAACGCUAAUUCAUUUUGUUACGAAAAUGAAGUCGCCCUCACAAGCAAAGAGGAAGAUGACAGUGACAAUGGGGUUCCAGAAAGCACCAGUACGGACACACCCCCUGACAUAGACCUUCACAACCAGGCAAGUGUCCCUCUAGAGCCCAGGCCCUUAAGGCGAGAGUCGGAGAUAUGACUGCUUCCUUCUCUGGAAUAUUUACUUUAAAAUAACAGUCUGUUGGUCAAAGGCCCAAAACAGUUACUCAGACGACGGUACUGGUGAAGAGGUGGGUCAAGGAGAGUGGCCACAAGGGACCGAGGCGAGCACGAUGGUUUCCAAGAAAGACUGUAAGCUCGGAGAUGAACAUAAAGCACUCAACAUGCCUCCCUCCCCACCCC